Messenger RNA from Adineta ricciae, 846 nucleotides. The record is from the annotation of a GenBank genome assembly. Lineage: Eukaryota; Metazoa; Rotifera; Eurotatoria; Adinetida; Adinetidae.
AUGGUUUUUCGUUUGUUUAUCCUUUUCGUAUGUUUUGGUCCAUUAUCGACGGCAAUAUCAUGUUAUGACUGUUUAUCUGUACCUCAACUAUACAAUUAUACAGUUACAGCUGAUACAAUACCGAAAGCAUAUAAUGAUUGUCCAAUAAAAAGCAAUCAGACAAUGUGUUAUAUUAGUUUUCAAUUACUUUUGACUUCGAAUCAAACCAAAAUCAUCUUCGCAUCAACUGGUGAAAGAACAGAAAAAUCUUCUGUUUCACCACUACUUUCCAUCCGUGCUGAUACUCAUGGUUCAGGAGCAAAUCAAUCUACAAAACAUGUCUUCCAUUAUUCAUGUGCAUCUGAUCAAUGUACUAAUGUCGAUAUACUUCGACGAAUAUUACGAUCAUCAACUGUAACUGAUCAAUUCGUUGAUUUUAAAGAUCUUUUAAUACCAGUUGAACCAGUCGAUGGUCAUUCUUGUUUGCUGUUUUUUAAUAAAACAGAAAGUGAUAUAUGUGAUAUGGAUAUACCAACUGAUCCACACCAAUGUAGAGUAUGUUCCACAAAAGAUAUGCAAGAUUCACAAGGAUAUCGAAUAUGUGCUGGUUGUUUUGCAUAUGGUCAUCAUAUCUCAGCAAUAGUCUAUGAAGUUCAAUUUGAUAUCAAUGAUCAAACAUCUGAAGAUGAUUUAUUAAUUAAUUGUCAACCAAAACAUUGUAAUGGAAUUGAAACAAUAAAAUUAAUUCGACAAAAAACGUUGAUUCAAUUCAAUUAUAAUCAAUUUAUUAAUGAUUCACAAAGAAGCAAAUUGAACAUAACAUUAUUUUUUAUGAUGAUUGUGCUCUUAAUUCAAACUCUAUUUUAA